This is a messenger RNA of Gigantopelta aegis, 1944 nucleotides long. Its product is annotated as solute carrier family 66 member 2-like. Lineage: Eukaryota; Metazoa; Mollusca; Gastropoda; Neomphalida; Peltospiridae. The record is from RefSeq and is a predicted model, not a curated record. Gene Ontology annotation, biological process: phospholipid translocation; retrograde transport, endosome to Golgi. Bases 712 to 1491 code for a protein of 259 amino acids. The transcript is spliced from 5 exons. Gene Ontology annotation, cellular component: trans-Golgi network; endosome.
CACCACUACCUAUUUUUUUUAAUAUAGGACCUAACAGUUAAAAGAUCGAUGCAUUGUGUUACGUCUGGUUUGUUUGUUUAACAUUUUCUUACGUUCAUUUUGAUCUUGAAUCACACUGUCCAAGGGAUUUAGAGCUCAGGACAGAGGUAAUUGUGAGUCGCUCGGGGCUACCGCAAACAUUGGCUGGUGGUUAUUAAAUUUACUUGUAAUGAUUCUUGUUCCAUUUUAGCCAUACAUUUUGAAAUAUUUGGUGACAUUUCAGCCAACACUAGGUUCUGUUUUGUCCAUAGAUUUUGAUGCCGUUUUAGCUAACAUUAGGUUCUGUUUUGUCCAAUUUGGUUCCGUUUUUGCUGGUGUCCGUUUUGGGAUGGUGCCGUUUUCGCUAUAACCCCAAUUUGCAAAACACUUGUCUUUUGAAAGCAGAUUAUUUUCUCACACCUGGCUGUCAUUACAUGACAUAAAUGUUAGUUUACAGUAUCAGUCAGAUAACACAUGCAUGGAGAUCAAAACCAUAAACAUAAACUUGCAUGUUUUGGACUGUGGUUGUGAAUCAUACAUACUGCAGUAGUAUAUCGAACACAAAGUUUUAAAGAUAAUCAAGCUGUUUUGAAUACUUCAUGAACCACAAACCUCAUGACACAUAAUAUUCGGAUUGUCAUUUCUGGAGAAAAUGACUGGCACCAUAACUAGCAUUUGUUAGUUGUGAGUAACAUGUUUGAUUCUAUUUCUGAUGUAAACUACGCUGCUUACUUCGAGAGUAUAAAGAUGCCUGACAUAACAAUUCUGAACCUCAUUAACUGGGUUGCUGCGAGCGCCAUGAUAUUUGGCGGAGCGAUUCCGUUCAUCCCGCAGUACCUGGACAUACGGAGGACUCGCCACGCAGAGGGGUUUUCAACGUUUGUCUGCCUCAACCUCAUCAUCGCCAAUGUUUUAAGAAUACUCUUCUGGUUUGGCCGCCACUUCGAACUGCCACUGUUGGCUCAGAGUAUCCUGAUGCUGUUUGCCAUGCUGGCUAUGGUUAAACUGUGUGUAAGCGUAGCCUCGAAAAGUGAAAUUCUUACAGCCAAAAAUAGACACUUCUUAGAUUUUGAUAUUGAGUAUUUCUGGAAGUGGACAGAUUUCCUGAGUUAUGUUGAGUUCACGGUGACAUUUUCUCUCGUCGUCGGCAUCCUCACAUUCUUACUCAUCAAUAACCGCUUCUACAUCGAGGUGCUUGGGUUUAUGGCCGUCUUCGCCGAGGCCAUGCUAGGAACUCCACAGUUUUAUAGAAACUUUAUUAAUAAGUCUACAGUGGGUAUGAGCAAAAAAAUGGUUGCCAUGUGGACGUGUGGGGAUAUUUUUAAAACUGGUUAUUUUAUUCUGCGUGAGGCACCAGUACAGUUCUGGAUCUGUGGGGCACUACAGGUGUCCAUAGACAUCGCAAUUUUCAUGCAGGUCCUCAUAUACAGACGCAGGCCACCCAUCACCGUGGUCAAGGCUGCACGGAGUUGACAAAUUGUUGAUAUAUGAGAUAUUAUAGAAUUACGGCCAUUCUUUAAACAGGGCUAGCUCUGCCACUCACCAGAUUCGACAAUUGCAAAUUUUAGGAUAAACUGGCAAAUUUUAUUUUCAUUUGGCGAAAACAUUUCAUGUAAUAAUUGGUGUUUUCUUGCAAAAUAACUAUGGGUUUGCAUUUUUUUUAGAUAAUUUGGCGAAAUGUUUUGCUCACCCACAGCUAGCCCUGUUUAAAUCAUGUGAAAGACACUGUUCUAAGUUUGCUUGCAUUCUUAAAACAUUUAAAACUAAAAUUAAGUAAUCAAUAUUUUUUCUUCGUGUUUAGGGUAUCAGUCAUGGGUGUAUGGGGACUCUUUGAUUUAGGGGGGCUGGAGGGGUUGAUUUGCCCGAAAUUUUACCUAGAUAAAAACUGCCCGAAUUUUUCCCACUGUUUUGCCUGAAUUGGGGGGG